GUGUCUCACGCGAACUUGAUCCACGUUAUGAAGAUAUGCAUUCGGAAGUAGGUUCCUGGGAAUAUGCCAAAAGACAGAGGCAACGCGAUGCAAACCGGGGCCCUGCCCUGCCGCCAGCACCCAUUGCGCCUCUCCCCUAUGCUUUCCCAGACGAAGCAGCGGUCACGGCAGACCUAGCCCAGCUCCAGCUCAAUCGAUUGCCCAAGACACGCACCAGUCCGGUCGUGACGCGCACGAAAGUGGCUCGUCAUGGCUCGCAACCGCAUGUUGUUCGCCCUUCGUCCAGCGGAGCCGAAAAUGGCAUCAUGCCGUUCCGACAGUACGCCCCGCCCCGUCGAGCAGGAUCGUAUUCCCAUCCUACCCCCCUAGAGGAAUUUCGCAGCUCCAGAAAGUGGCCUCCGAGCGGGUACAGGUCGGAUCAUGAGCUGGAUCCCAGAGAGGCCGAAGAGCUGAUCCGUACUGGUGCUUCUGCUUUCCGGGGAUAUUGCGAUGCGAUACCAAACGCUCCGCAAGGGUAUGAUCGCUUCUACGCAGUCAUGACUUCGGAGCAUCAAACACGGACAGAUCGGGCUUCUUUCAAUCAACCGGCGUACCGAGACAUGUCCCUCAACAUGACAGGGAACCCCGAGAGUCAAUUUCCUUGGUUAUCUUUGGAACAGCCAUCUAUGGCAUACGCGUAUGGGAAAAGCGCAGGAACCACAACACUGAAUUUUUGGAUCAGCAAGUCGGCGAGUAGUGUACCACCAAUGAAGCUAGCUGGGGAUAUCAAGCCCAAGAAGUUGAAGUUCCUACAAAUACUGGACCGGCUGCAGCGCCUGGAAAAUGGCCUUGAAAUCGAUGACCCAGAGGAAAUGUACAGAUAUCUGUACAGUACAUUGAUCGAGGAUCCAGAACGCUAUAGCGACCAUCCUCACUACGGCAUAGCACAGCAAAUAGAGGACUUGAUCGAUGUUCUUUCGAAUCCUUCGUGGAUAGACUUUUCUAACCCGAAGAACCAGGUGGUGGCGAAGUUUUUUGAUUCGCCUGACCAACACAGAAAGCAAGAAUUCUUCCAUCAGCUGCUGCUAUCUGUCGAACUGUACCUCCGCAUUCACUCCAAAGGUUACACGGACAAGGCUAAGCGGAAAUUGCUAUUGCAGUUACCUCCAGCCAUAACGUGGGACCUGGCCGUCGCACAGCGUUGGAUGGAGAACAUGGAGAUUACAAAGUCCCGAACGUCAAAUGUCCAGAGUACUUUCAGUUUUGAGCUGAAGAGCAAGAAACGGCAGAUAGAAGCUCUGCGUGUAUUUGCAGUGAUGCUCAAGUGGCCCAACAUGGACGAGAUAGACUAUGUCUUGGAAGAAAAGGACAGGAGGGAGAAGCCACUCGAGGAUCGGUCAGCUGAUGCUAUGUCAUGGUUCUCUGGGAUUGUACUCCCUGGACGAACAUUGCCGUGGCUCAUUAUGAACAGUCUAAUAGAUUGUGAUCGGGAUACGGGCGAAGCACUCAAGUACCUUACCCAUAUGCAUACUUCUUCUGGAUUUCAAUACCGUGCAAACACGUACUGGUCUGCUCAGUGUAUCGUCGGCAAAGUCCUUGGGGCUGCAAGAGGUGUGAAACAGAUUGCGGGAUGGAUCGGGCCAUGCAUAUAUACUCCAGAUUUGAAGCGGACAGAGUGCGUGCGUAUCAAGCAACACGAAUCACUGGACCCGAAACUUUUUCCAGUGGAUGUUGAAUCAAUGGACGAGCGAACGGAUCCUUUGGGCCCAGAAGAAGCCAGCUACCCAGCUGCUGAUUAUGAAGUGCCAAUGCCAGACACAGAAGACGUUACUGACCUGAUUCGCAUCAACAGACUCUCAUUCGUCCCCGCCAAAGAUCAAACCAGCUCUGCGAGACAAUCUUCCGGAGUACCAAUGGUGUUCGAUUCAGCUAUUUAUUUUGCAUGCGGUGGUGACAGCUGGCCAAUGAAGCUUACAUACGACGUGGACUUCAUCAACGCGUUUCCAUGCCACCAAGGCCCGCACGUGCUCUUCUACGACUUCGAAUACCAAGCAGUCAAGAUUGACGAUGGUCUUGUGGAUCUUCAUGAUUGGGGUCGUCAAUCUGGUCGAACCUCCCGUCCCUCAUCCUCGCGCUCGUCACCUUCCAAAAAGUCCCUCACCCUCACAUCAUCUGACAAGCCUGCCCAUAUGCAAGUCAGCAAAGUACUCACUAUUGAGGCGCUUGGCGUGAGCGACAACGAAGUCUUCGCAAGAGCAUGGUGUUCGCAUCAUGGCCAUAGCGCUAUCAUUGCAAAUAUCAAGGAAACGUGCAUGGCGUGUGCGAUUAGAGAAGCGUACGCAGCAUGUAUAUCCGUCGUCAUCUUUACCGAGGGCGGUAAAGAAACAGAGAAGGAUGAGGGUGUCUUCGUUUGA
Messenger RNA from Periconia digitata, 2393 nucleotides. NCBI's taxonomy places the organism in Eukaryota, Fungi, Ascomycota, Dothideomycetes, Pleosporales, Periconiaceae. The record is from the annotation of a GenBank genome assembly.